GUCUGAAUGUCCUACUUUACACACAUUGGACCAUUCUUCUUACGCGCAUUCUCCUUACGCCCAUUCUUCUUCAGAGUACCUGUCCUUAGUGUUUCUAGUAGAGUUCCAUUGAGACCUUAUCCUUCACGAUCGCUUUAUACUUCCUCUGUCCAACUUGCUAAACGCGCGAACGCAACUUCUACUGUCUCUAUAGUCAUAAGGACGACAUUUACUAGAACAAACAAGAGAAAAACUAAGUGUUCGAUGGCUGAAAAAUCCCUUUCUUCAACUCAGCCCGUCCUCGGAAGGCGUCGAAGCGGAUCGAUUCAGGAUACAUCAGGAUCUUCUGCGCCUCCUACGAAAAAGGCAUUGUUCUCUAUCUUUGAAAAGAAGCAUGGGCCGUUGCAACCAGCUAGUAUUUGUUGGGAAACAUACGGGUCAAGCUUCAUCGUGGGCAGAGCGUUUGAACCCAAAGCAGGAGCGAAAGUCGCGGCAUUUGAUUUGGAUCACACGCUUAUUAAGGUCAAUGGAAAGCAUAAAUGGCCCAAGAAUGCGGACGACUGGGUCUGGUGGACGCCUUGUGUUCCGACACAAUUGAAAGAAGUGGCAGAUGCUGGGUACAUACUUGUUGUGAUCACUAACCAAAAUGGUCUUGAUGGAAAUGUACAAAAGCAGAAUGAGAUGCGGAGCAAAUUUGAGAAAAUCUGUGCUUGCCUGGGUCUGCCCAUGUGGGUCCUGAUCAGUAUGCAAAAGGAUCAAAAUAGGAAACCUAUGACCGGACUGUGGCACUGGCUCGAAUCUAGAUUUUUAGGAGAUGGAGUUGAGAUUGAUUACACUGUUAGCUAUUACGUGGGAGAUGCCGCAGGGCGCCAUGAUGGAUGGAAGGCUGGGGCCAUUAAGGAUUUCAACAAUACCGACCGCAAAUUCGCAGCGACGCUCGGUAUUCAGUUUCAUACACCAGAACACUUCUUUUUGGGCCAAGCUUGUCCGGAUAAUAAAUGGUCAUACGGUUCAUUUGAUCCCAAGGCUUGGCCCAAGGACGCCCCAUUGUUCUCGCCGUCAUCGACGCCUCUUCUACCGAAUCCGGGGACUGUUGAGGUGAUUGUCUUCUGUGGGUACCCUGCAUCUGGCAAAUCAUCCUUUGCGCGCAAGUACAUCCUUUCCACUGGACAAUAUGACUAUAUAAACCAAGAUACACUUAAAACCAAAGAAAAAUGCAUAAAGGCAACAGAGGAGAGCUUACAAAAGAACAGGGCGGUUGUUGUAGACAACACUAACCCAGAUAGGCCUACUCGAGAGUCCUACAUCAAUUUAGCCAAGAAGUAUAAUGUGCCCGUUAGAUGCUUUUUAUUUAUGGCAAACAAGGAUCUUGCAAUGCACAACAAUUACUUUAGAGCGUUUCACCGUCCAUUGCUUGAAGCUAUGAGAAACGUAGAAGACAAAAAGUCGCUGAUUACGACCCAAAGCACGGCUACACCUGUGGCGGAUUCUUCUACGGAGAUGACUUCGUCGAAUGACAAUGAUGGAGGGCAAACACACAACCCCAGUUCAGUAACCGUGACACUAACAAAAGUCAGAGAGGAACCAGUUCGUGAGCGACUACCCGAUAUGGUCUUUUCAUCAUACGCAAAGCGAUAUCAAGAACCAACAGUGGCAGAGGGCUUUUCUGAGAUAAAGAAAAUCAAUUUUAUCCCAGAUAAGGAUAUUAAAGAUGCUUGGGAGCGAUGGUACUUUUAAGUCAUAGAUGUG
Molecule: messenger RNA, 1728 nt
Organism: Lobosporangium transversale
Lineage: Eukaryota; Fungi; Mortierellomycota; Mortierellomycetes; Mortierellales; Mortierellaceae
Product: polynucleotide kinase 3 phosphatase-domain-containing protein
Exons: 6
Coding region: 7-1716 (569 amino acids)
Biological process (GO): DNA repair
Molecular function (GO): polynucleotide 3'-phosphatase activity; ATP-dependent polydeoxyribonucleotide 5'-hydroxyl-kinase activity; double-stranded DNA binding
Source: RefSeq, a predicted model, not a curated record